UGCUGGGGAAAUGGCAACGCUAGACUAAAAUAUCGAUAAAAGUAUCCGCAGAAUUUGCAAUUUUUUUUAGGAGAAAAGCAAAAAUUGCAUCUGGCAACACUCAUCUCUGAGGCACUGAAUAUUUUCUGCAAAUCAGCGACAUGGCCAAUCCUCCAGCAACCUCCAGCAGCGCCGGACCCGUGCUCCGCGGCCUCCACAAUGCCUCCAUCAAGCGCAACCUGGCAAUCUCCCUUGGCUUGACCGCCAUCGUGACCGUCGCCUUCAAGCUGUUCGUCAACGACCCCAAGAAGGCCGCCUAUGCCGACUUCUACUCGAAGUACGAUGCCAACAAGUCCUUUGAGCGCAUGAAGGCCGCCGGUCGUUUCCAGUCCUGUUAGGAACCCCAAGCACCAUGUAGUCUAAGUCAAAAGAUGUUGCUAGAGCAAGUGUUACGCUUCUGUAUUGAAAACUAAAUAGAUUUCAGUCUACGUA
Molecule: messenger RNA, 471 nt
Organism: Drosophila kikkawai
Lineage: Eukaryota; Metazoa; Arthropoda; Insecta; Diptera; Drosophilidae
Gene: cype
Product: cytochrome c oxidase subunit cyclope
Source: RefSeq, a predicted model, not a curated record